GCAGCCACUCGAAAGAAAGAAAAAGGGUACCCAGCCAGCCUUUGAGAAAUUGGUGAGAUAAGCUUGGUUUUCUCCUUCCUUUCUUGCUCUAGAACACACCUAGAACCCAGAAAUCUUCCCCCCCCUGCUGGAAAAGCCGGAUCUGCCUGCUCUGCUUUGUCCUUCCGCCGGCUACUCUUGAUUGUGGGUGAUUUCUGGGCAUUUUUUUCGAUUUUUGGGUAAACCCGUGAGCUUUCCCUGCAGCUUGCCGCCGGCCUCUUCCCCCCUGCAACUCCGGUUCUUGCUGGAAAAUUCUGGUAUGAUGGCCACUUCUUUAAGCCCUAAAUUAGCCAUCUAAUUGUUGCCUUGUGUGUGUCCAAAUUGUGCCAGAAAUGGGGAGGAAUUCCGGUAGCAUUUAGAAGCAUUUUAAAUGUGUUUAAGCUUGAUUACGUAGGAUUUAACUUGAAUUGGCUGCUAUGAUGUUUUGUGUGAGAAUCCCGUGUGUGGGUGUGGUUUUGCUGAGCCAUUUUCUCCAUUUUUCUAUCUCGGGAGUUGGUAGCUUAAGUGGGUUUUGUUUAAUUUAAGUGUAAAUUGCUUGAGUUGAUUGCUGUGAUUUUUGGAGAGAAAAUCCUGUGAGAUUAGCUAGUGUUUUGGCCAAUUUGUGUAAGUGGAGUUACUGUUCACGUCAGGUCACUGUUCACAGAUACUGUUCACAGACACUGUUCACACCCCGAGGGCCAACAUUUAAUGGGAAUUUAAAUGAUUAGUUUGUGAUAUGAGAACGAAUUUGGAGAUACCUAAUAAUGUGGAGAUUUAUGGAAAUAGCAUUAUGAUUAGGAAUGAUCCUAAUGAUGAUUUCAGCUUGAAUUUGUGAUAGUUCGGUAUUAAUUCUUAGGUGUUUUGAUUAGGUUCCCAAUCGUUCUGUCAGUUAGUGCGUGAAUUGAGUGCUCGGUUUUAUGCGAGUGAGGUAAGUAAAUUUAUGGUAAUCCCUGUACUGUUUUAAAAGCAUGUUUUGAUUUGUUUUUGAAGUGGUGGCGGGACUAAACCCGUUUUACACGAGCAUGACUGAUUUGAAGUGAAAUGUUUUGUGCUUUUCAUGAAAUUGAGCAUGCCUACUUGAAAUUUAAGUGACUGUCCUGAUGAUCUGAAAGUGAUUGUGAAUUGUGAUUUUCCUGUUAACUUUUGCUUGUUUUGUCUCCGAUGUGGUCAUGUUAUUCGUGACCCUGCUAGUGGGGGAAGUUAUAAACGCUAGCACAUGUCGACAUGUUAGUGAAAGAGCCGGUUCGUUCAACCCAGCUAGUGGGGGUUAUACACCAGCAAAUCAUGGCCCU
Molecule: messenger RNA, 1310 nt
Organism: Rubroshorea leprosula
Lineage: Eukaryota; Viridiplantae; Streptophyta; Magnoliopsida; Malvales; Dipterocarpaceae
Source: the annotation of a GenBank genome assembly